Molecule: messenger RNA, 4987 nt
Organism: Centrocercus urophasianus (Greater sage-grouse)
Lineage: Eukaryota; Metazoa; Chordata; Aves; Galliformes; Phasianidae
Gene: DDX24
Product: DEAD-box helicase 24
Exons: 9
Coding region: 110-2515 (801 amino acids)
Cellular component (GO): nucleolus
Molecular function (GO): ATP binding; nucleic acid binding; RNA helicase activity
Source: RefSeq, a predicted model, not a curated record
AUGGCGGCUCCCACGGGGAGCGCACGCGGCGGGUGGCGGCGUUAACGGCAGCCGAGGCCGAGCCUUGGUCACGCCCUGACCCCGUGAUCGUGUGUCUUUUUAGGUAAAAAUGAAGUUCAGAAGAGGAGGGAGAUUUACGCCUUCUGCUAAACUGAGGCGAAAGGGUAUUGAAGUAUUGGGAAAAUGGAAAACUGUGGAAAUUGACCCCAAUCUAUUUGUUGAUGAGCAGUUUAAAGAUGUAGUGUGCUUGGAGGAGCUUACAGAGUACAAGCUAGUAAGUUCUGACAAAGUGGGGAAAGGAAACAAGCAGAAGAGAAAGUCUGAGGAUCUUUCAGAAGAUGGGAGUGAGGAGGAGGAAGAAGCUGUCAUCCCUCCCAAAAAGAAAAAGAAGUGCAAAGAUUUGAGAACCAGAGCAGAUAAAAGCAAUGAUACUGGUGCAACAGAAGUUGACAUGCCAGUUGAUGAGGAGAAAAGAUGUGAAGAAAUAGUCAAAGAGGCAAAUCAUAGGGACUGUGGGCAUAUAGCUGAGAGCACUUCAAGCACAAAAAAUGCUGCAAAGAAAAAGAAAAAGAAAGAGAAGGUAGUUAAAAAUAAGACUUCUCAAGCUCAGGAUGCUUUUCCGCCAGUAACUACAUCUAAGAAAGUAAAAAAUUGGACAACAGAAGUUUUGUCUACCUCAACUGAUCACAAAGCUGAUGUGUCUGCAUGGAAAGACCUGUUUGUGCCUCAGCCAGUGUUGAAGGCCUUGAGUUCCCUGGGGUUCAGUGCUCCAACUCCUAUUCAGGCGUUAACUUUGCCUUCUGCCAUCAGGGAUAGCAUGGAUGUUCUUGGUGCUGCAGAAACAGGAAGUGGCAAAACGCUUGCAUUUGCAAUUCCUAUGAUUCACUCUGUGCUGGAAUGGCAAAAAUCAAAUAGCUCAGUGAGCAUAAAUUACAGUGUUUCUAAAAAGCCCUCUCAGCAUCAUGAUGAAAUGAGAUGGGAAAAUGAUGGCGAAGCAGAAGAACCAAACCAUCAGGAGGUUGAAGACAGUGGAGAUGAAGAUGUUGCAUCUUUUGCAACAGGCUGUAUGAAGGUGCAGGAAAACACUGAAUUUGAUUCCAGUGACAAAGAACAUACCGUUGGCCUCCAUAAAAAGAGACCUCUUUUAGGACUGGUCCUUACUCCUACAAGAGAAUUAGCUGUGCAAGUGAAGCACCACAUCGAUGCAAUUGCAAAGUUUACAGGCAUUAAGACUGCUAUUCUAGUUGGAGGCAUGGCAGCGCAGAAGCAAGAACGUGUACUGAAUCGCAAGCCAGAAAUUGUAAUAGCAACCCCAGGCCGUCUGUGGGAGCUAAUUAAAGAAAGACACCCACAUCUCUCAAAUCUUCGUCAGCUCAGGUGCCUUGUGAUUGAUGAGGCAGACCGAAUGGUUGAAAGAGGUCAUUUCUUGGAGCUGUCUCAGUUGCUGGAAGUCUUAAAUGAUUCACAAUACAAUCCUAAACGACAGACUUUUGUUUUUUCUGCCACUCUGACAUUAGUCCAUCAGACUCCCACAAGAAUUUUACAGAAAAAGAAUGCUAAAAAGAUAGACAAGAAGACCAAACUUGAAAUGUUAAUGGAAAAAGUAGGAAUAAAGGGCAAACCCAAAGUGAUAGACUUAACAAGGAAAGAGGCUACUGUUGAGACUCUGAUGGAGACCAGAAUCCAUUGUGAUACAAAUGAGAAAGACUAUUACCUUUAUUACUUUCUUCUCCAGUAUCCAGGAAGAACUAUGGUCUUUGCAAACAGCAUAGACUGUAUAAAACGCCUCAGUUCUCUCCUCACAAUCUUAAAUUGUGAUCCUCUUCCUUUGCAUGCCAACAUGCACCAGAAGCAAAGGUUAAAAAACUUAGAACGGUUUGCUGAGCGUGAGAGCUGUGUCCUCCUGACAACAGAUGUUGCGGCUCGUGGUCUUGAUAUUCCCAAUGUGCAGCAUGUCAUCCACUACCAGGUCCCUCGUACUUCUGAGUUGUACGUACACAGAAGUGGUAGAACAGCACGAGCUGCCAAUGAAGGCCUUAGCCUGUUGUUGAUUGGGCCUGAUGACUUGAUCAAUUUUAAGAAAAUUUAUAAAACCUUGGAGAAGAGUGAAGAGCUGCCACUUUUCCCAGUUGAAACAAAGUAUAUGACUGCUAUUAAGGAGCGGGUGAAUUUGGCACGGCAGAUUGAGAAGGCAGAAUUUUUCAAUGGUCGAGCAAAGCAACAUGACUCUUGGCUCCAGCAGGCUGCAGAGGCUCUUGAAGUUGAUCUCGAUGAUGACCUUUUUAUGGGAAAAAAAAUUAGUGAGCAAGAAGAAAGCCAGAAGCAAAAGAUGCUGAAAGGAAUGAAAAAACAACUGAAACACAUGCUGUCUCAACCACUGUUUAAAGUCUUUAUGAAAACAAAGUACCCAACACAGUCGGGGAAACUACUCCUGCCUCAGACUUCAGCUGGCAAUUCAGAAACUGCUCUGAGUAUUAUUUCAAAAAAACAAGCCAAGAAAAAGAAAUCAGUAUAAUUGAAUUAGACUGAGCAAGUUCACUGGUUGCAAUGGAAUCAAGAACUAUCCUUAUCAAGGCUGACAGGAUAUUCUGCCAGAAAACACACAGUAUCAGGAUCGUGCUUUUGUCUUAGGAGAACAGGCACACAGCAAAAUGUUUAUCUAAAAGGCAUUGUUAGCAUGGAGUUGGUUACUCUUGAAUCUUGUCUUUGACUUUAUUUUCUUACAUUCUUUUUCUUACUCUAUAUUAGAACUUAAUUAGUUUUGGAAUAGUUCUGUUCACUGCUUCUCUUUAUAAGACACGUAAAAGUUACUGUGAACAGACUUAAUUUUGAUUUUAUUUUAAAGGAAAGGCACACAUAGGCUCUGUACAGGUAACAGGACAGUCUGAGCUGCUGACAGUGCAGAUCUGGCUUGUACUGCAGUUAAGUAAGAAAGGCAGCAGAUACAGGUAGUGUUACCAACAAGCCUGUAGUUCCAGUAAUGGGAGCAUUUCCCAGUUUUCUUCCUCUGCUGACCUGAUUUCUCAAUUCUGUUACACACUGUCUAAUUACUUUAGUCCUUUGUUAAUAUGUUUCAGAAUGCGGUCCAGGCAGUGGUCCAGGACUAAUCUUGGGAGAUUUGCAAUCAGCCAGAUUUCUCAGGAAUGAUUAUUCCUAUAAACAUUUUAGGGUAUCUAGGGUUGUCUGUGUUUGAAAGCAUAUUUGAAUCAUAACCUUUCUUUUAAUGGAAAUGAUGCAAAAUGUCACUUUUGAAGAGUGUAUCUUCAUAAUUGUACUUUUAAAUCACUUUAUCUUUUCAGGGCAAAUAAUUUCUAAGAGUAUUUUUUAAGCUAUGUAAAAAAAAAAAUGUAUUUUGAAUUUUUUGUUAAAUUGCACCUACUAUAAAACCCAAAGCCUGUAUCUUCUUUCAAUUACUUGAGAUUUCUAAGUUUUUCUUAGCUCAUGCUCUUCACACUUAGCAGACAAGAUGAGAAUUCAGGAGAGAACCACCCAAAAGGUAAGAUACAGCAGAGACAUCUGUACUGGUGGGAGCACAGAGAAUCUCCACUUGCUAGCACUAGAUUGAGCAAAGCAUUUGUGUCUCAGAUAUGGAACCAAUGUCACUACCCCGCUAGGAAGCACACCACUUGACUCAACUAAUCCAAGAGUAAUUUGUGUGUGGAAUUGUGUCCCCUCCUAUCACUUGCUGAUUCUGGAAAAACAAGGGUUUUGCUCCUUUGUAAAUAAUUGAAUGCUCCCUUGUUCCUCUAUCUCUGGGAGGACUUCUCUCUCACUUGGCUCCUUGCAUUAUGGAAGAAGAUCAGUGACAAUAUUUAAGAUAAGCAUACAGAGCUUAUCAAUUCUAUAUGAAGCUUUUCUUGCAACACACUGUUCAUCUGAUGUCCUUCAGAGCAGAAGGGGGAUUUUUUGGGGGGAGAGAGAGAAAGGAAGAAAUUGUAAGGUUCUGUAUUCUCACCUACAUGAAAAGAUGAAACAGCUUUGGAGUCACUUUGACAUCUGAAAAACUACACAGUUAAAAGAAUAUUCCUUGCAUGGAAAGCUGGGAAAAGGAACUGAGCAAAGCCAUGCACGCCUUGUCUCUCCACUGUCCCACCUUCAUAACAUUAAAAUCACAUUCUCAUGCUAUGAAAAGAAAACUUGGUUGGCUUUUGCAUCCGAAGGUGGGCCUUCCCUGUACCUUGUGAUAUAUUUUUACUUGUGAUUCAUUGGACAAAAUUAAGUCAAGAUCCUGACACCAGAGCUUCCUUGUCUGAAAAUCUGCAUGAGGUAGGACAGUUUUGGCAAUUUAUAAUUCCACAUGAUAGCAACAUGAACUGACCUGGAAGAUAGGGAGAGUAUUAUUUCUUCUCAGAGAUCAUUGCUGGGAAGUUUUUCCAGCUCUUCUGUUUCCUUGUGCUUAACAGCCUAGUUAUCACACUCCCACCUCUCCGUCUGGCCCUCAACCCACUGUCUUGCUGAGUCUUCCUAAGAUGGAGCAUGACACUUCUGCACUCCUCCUCACCUUCUUCAUGUUUGCCUAUGCCACGCUCUGCUGUUGGUUCUCUCCCACACUCUACUGAAGCAUUCAACAUGAGUUUUGUUCUUAAUCUACUGAUGCUGCUCCCCUACAGGAGCCCAAGCCAUACUUGGACCCUAAAAUAUCUGUCAUAAAAAGAAUAUUUGUCUAGCACCAGCAAGCUCUCUUUUGAUUGCCUGCUUUCCCUUGUCAGCCUCUUACCGGGAUACCCUGAAACUUCUACCUAUAGGAAGAACCCUUUUCAUGCCUUAACAAAUUUAAACACGCUGUUAAACUGGAAGAUAGUAUUGCUUAACUGCUCUCCUCCAGUGUGGCGUAGAUUGCUACAGGAGGAGAGGAGGGCAGAGAAAUUGUUUCCUCCAGCUCUGAUCAUUUGCUGAUGUUUUACUGGUGCAAAUUAGACUUGAAUAAUUUUAUAUCAAAUGCCUAUGAGGAAUUUAUUUCAGUACUUAAUAAAAUCUGUAGUAAUGA